AUGGCGACCUCGGUUCAGACGCGACCCUAUGGCUCCGUGACAUGGCUAGAGCGCCUUCAUAUGGUCUUUGUCUUUCUACCUCUCCCGGUUGUUUCGAUUUAUCGCCUUCUGUCAUCCUUCUUUGUCCAGCACGAGAAACACAAAACAUGGCGACGCGUUCUGGCCGACUUCAGUUUCCGCUACAGCAGCUCUUCUCUACGCGUUAAUCAGAUACAGAGCUUGCUAGGAAGCGACUUGGACGUGUACACCAAAUGGGCUAAACGCCAGAAAGUCGAGAAACUGGUGGAAGAGCUGGAUAAAGAUUCGAGUCUUAUGUGGCUUUCAAAGAAGAGUACGGAGAAAGUCAUUUUGUAUAUUCACGGAGGUUGCUAUUGCCUUCCAAUUCAAGACUUUGCAGCCGACUACUGGAAGAAAGCUGUAGACUCCAUCAAUCAAGACUUUCCAUCUGCUCAAGUCGGACUAGUUGCGCUCGCUUAUCCGCUAAUUCCCAACGGAAACUUCCCCUCUCAACUCAAACCCAUCAUCCUCGCCAUCCAGCACCUCCUCUCCCAAGACACGAAACCCGAAAACAUCCACAUCGCCGGUGAAUCUGCAGGCGGAGGUCUCGUCCUCCAGCUCCUCUCUCACCUCCUCCACCCCGUUCCAGACUCCUCUGUGCCCAAACUCACUCUCCCGGAAGGAACAAAACUCGGAAGUAUGUGCAUCAUGUCCCCCAUCGUCUCACUCAACACCAAAGCCGCCUCUCAUCGGGAGAACACCGACAAGGACGUCCUCCCUGACUGGUCGUGGGGCGAACUCUUCGAGUACGUUCUACCUUUCCUGAGGACCUCCGAAGACGCAGCUCCAUACGCCGAAGCAUUGAACACACCCGAGGGGUGGUUCUCUGGUGCCGAAGGCGUUGUAGGGCGGGUGUGGAUGAGCGUCGGAGAGCACGAGUGCAUGAGGGACGAUGUUCAGGCCGUGAUGAAGAAGAUCCCUUCGCAACAACCUGGAUUCCUCACCACGUUUGUCGAACCGAACGGGGUGCAUAACAGCCAGUAUCUUGAUUGUAUGGCCGGUGAAGCCAAUGAACUUCACGUCAAGAUCGCUGAAUGGGUUAGGGAAGGGCUUCAACUGUAGUUUAUAUAGCCGUUCAAUGAUGUGCCUACUCGUAUUGACCUUCGGCACCCGCUUUUGAAGCCGCCGUAAUACAAACCACCUCAUCUCACCUUA
Molecule: messenger RNA, 1212 nt
Organism: Coprinopsis cinerea okayama7#130
Lineage: Eukaryota; Fungi; Basidiomycota; Agaricomycetes; Agaricales; Psathyrellaceae
Exons: 4
Coding region: 1-1119 (372 amino acids)
Molecular function (GO): hydrolase activity
Source: RefSeq, a predicted model, not a curated record